AUGAGAAACGAAAAAGCCUACCACGAGCAGCUGACUGUUUCGGAAAUCACCAACGCUUGCUUUGAGCCUGGAUGCCAAAUGGUGAAAUGUGAUCCACGCAACGGAAAGUACAUGGCGUGUUGUUUGCUGUUUAGAGGAGACGUCGUACCUAAGGAUAUCAACUCGGCUAUUGCCGUUAUCAAGACGAAACGGGCGAUUCAGUUUGUGGACUGGUGUCCUACAGGCUUUAAGGUAGGUAUCAACUACCAGCCACCGACAGUAGUACCGAACGGUGAUCUCGCCAAAUUGCAGCGGGCUGUUUGCAUGCUGUCCAACACCACGGCUAUUCAGGUGGGACAAUAA
Molecule: messenger RNA, 342 nt
Organism: Haemonchus placei
Lineage: Eukaryota; Metazoa; Nematoda; Chromadorea; Rhabditida; Trichostrongylidae
Source: the annotation of a GenBank genome assembly